AUGCUCCGCUUUACCGUCCGGCUGCUACGCGGAGCAACCUCCGCCGCGAUCAGCUGCCCACCCCGCCGCCGCUUCAACACAUUAGCGCCGAUCCCCGCCGCCGGAGCACCCAACAAGGACGCCUACUUUGCCGCAAUCCACCAAAUAACCAACAUCGUCCGCCGCGACAUCUACCCGGAGCGCACACUAAACAAGCUCAAUCUCCCAGUUAACUCCGAGCUUGUCUUCCGCGUCCUCCGCGCCCUCUCCCAUUCCCCGACGGAAUCCAUCCGCUUCUUCACCUGGGCCCGAGGACACUACACCCCGACCUCCAUCGAAGUCGAGGAGCUCAUCAAAACCCUCGCCCGUGGGAAAAGAUAUGCUUCUAUGUGGCGUCUCAUAACUCAGAUGCGAGAUCAGAGCCGGCGGAUGGUAAAUACACCUGAACACGAGAGAGCUUUCUGCGUUUCCGCCGAGACUGUCUGCUUUAUUAUUGAGGAGUAUGGCAAAGGUGGGCUCGCAGACCAGGCAGUUGAAGUGUUCAAUAAGUGCAGCAGCUUGAAUUGUGAUCAGGGUGUAGAGGUUUAUAAUUCUUUGCUUUUCGCCUUGUGCGAAGUCAAGAUGUUUCACGCAGCUUAUGCUCUGAUAAGAAGGAUGGUUAGAAAGGGUUUGGUUCCUAAUAAGCGGACCUAUGCUGUUCUUGUCAAUGGGUGGUGUUCUAGUGGGAAAUUUAAAGAGGCUCAGGAGUUUUUGGAUGAGAUGAGUAAGAAGGGGUUUAACCCUCCUGUGAGAGGGAGGGAUUUGUUGAUUGAAGGUUUGUUGAGUGCAGGGUAUUUGGAGACUGCCAAGGAUAUGGUUAAGAAGAUGAAUAAAGAGGGUUUUGUUCCGGAUGUUAAUACUUUUAAUUCUUUGGUGGAAGCAAUUUGUCAAUCAGGGGAGAUUGAUUUUUGCAUGGAAAUGUAUCAUGGUGUGCGCGAAUUAGGUCUUGUUCCUGAUAUAAAUAGCUAUAAGAUUUUGAUUCCCGCAGUUUCAAAGGUGGGUAGGAUGAAUGAUGCUUUUAAGCUGUUGCAUAGGUCUAUCGAAGAAGGACACAGGCCAUUUCCUAGCCUGUAUGCACCAAUAAUCAAGGGACUUUGCAGGAUAGGGAAAUUUGACGAUGCAUUUUGUUUCUUUGGUGAAAUGAAGGUAAAAGGUCACCCUCCGAAUAGACCAGUCUAUACAAUGUUGAUAACCAUGUGUGGGCGUGGUGGGAGGUCUUUGGAGGCAGCCAAUUAUUUAAUAGAGAUGACUGAGAUGGGGUUGACUCCUAUUUCCAGAUGUUUUGAUUUGGUUGCUGAUGGGUUAAAGAACUGUGGGAAGCAUGAUCUGGCUAAGAGGAUAGAGCAGUUGGAAGUAUCUCUUUCCACGGUGUGA
This is a messenger RNA of Linum tenue, 1392 nucleotides long. The record is from the annotation of a GenBank genome assembly. Lineage: Eukaryota; Viridiplantae; Streptophyta; Magnoliopsida; Malpighiales; Linaceae.